Messenger RNA from Grus americana (Whooping crane), 1195 nucleotides. RefSeq names its product peroxisomal biogenesis factor 19 (gene PEX19). Gene Ontology annotation, cellular component: peroxisomal membrane; peroxisome. Gene Ontology annotation, biological process: protein import into peroxisome membrane. The coding region runs from base 60 to 905 and encodes 281 amino acids. The transcript is spliced from 8 exons. The record is from RefSeq and is a predicted model, not a curated record. NCBI's taxonomy places the organism in Eukaryota, Metazoa, Chordata, Aves, Gruiformes, Gruidae.
UGCUCUACAGAGGGGCGUGUCCAGAGGCCCCGCCCCCGCGGAGGCGGAGCGGGGCGAAAAUGGCGGCGGAGCCGGGCCCGGGCCCCGACCCGGAGCUGGAGGAGCUGCUCGACAGUGCCCUAGACGACUUCGAGAAGGCCAGGCCCGCCGCCCCCCCGCCGCCGCCCCCCCCCGGGUCCCAGCCCUCGCCUGGCGACGCUGCCAAGGCCUCCCUCUUCGCCUCGCAGGAGAGGUUCUUCCAGGAGCUGUUUGAGGGGGAGCUGGCCUCGCAGGCGGCAGCCGAGUUCGAGCAGGCCAUGCAGGAGCUGGCCCGGGAGGAGCCGCACUUGGUGGAGCAGUUCCAGAAGCUGUCGGAAGCGGCGGGCAGAGUGGGCAGCGACGCGGCAUCGCAGCAGGAAUUCACCUCCUGCCUGAAGGAGACGCUGAGCGGCCUGGCCAAGAACGCCACCGACCUACAGAACUCCUCGGCUUCGGAGGAGGAGCUGGCGAAGGCACUGGAGGGGCUAGGGCUGGAGGAGGGCGAUGGCGAGGGCAGCGUCCUGCCUGUCAUGCGGAGCAUCAUGCAAAGCCUGCUCUCCAAGGACGUGCUCUACCCCUCGCUCAAGGAGAUCACCGAGAAGUACCCUGAGUGGCUGCGGCAGCACGGCGAGGCGCUGCCGGCCGAGCAGUACGAGCGGUACCGGGCGCAGCACGGCGUGAUGGGCCGCAUCUGCCGGCAGCUGGAGGGCGAGCGGCCGGGUGAGGGCGAGGAGGAGCGGCGUGCGCGCUUCGAGACCCUCCUCGACCUCAUGCAGCAGCUGCAGGACCUGGGGCACCCACCCAAGGAGCUGGCCGGAGAGUCGCCCCCCGGCUUCAACAUGGACCUGCCGGGGGCGGCGGGCGGCGAGCAGUGCCACCUCAUGUAGUGCCGGUGGCGGGAUGGGGGCUCCCGCGGCCCCCCAGUGCUGCGCUGCCAGGGACGGCCCCCGUGUCGUUACUGACUAAUGAAGACCUCGACCAGGAUGAGGAUGGAGGAUGAGGACGAGGAGGCUGAGCGGAGCCGAAGCCGCGGCUGCCGAGGAGCGGGGCUGGAUGCGGCAGCACCGGCUCUGCCGUCCCACCCUGGGGGGUGCCUGGGGUGGGGGGGGCGCAGGGACCCCCGGCCCUGGGGACACGUGCGUGUCCUCUAUGUCCCCAAUAAAGAUGUUGGCAACUA